Nyctereutes procyonoides (raccoon dog) is the source of this 5325-nucleotide messenger RNA. RefSeq names its product melanoregulin (gene MREG). The transcript has 5 exons. The coding region runs from base 2996 to 3787 and encodes 263 amino acids. NCBI's taxonomy places the organism in Eukaryota, Metazoa, Chordata, Mammalia, Carnivora, Canidae. Gene Ontology annotation, biological process: melanosome transport; melanocyte differentiation. Gene Ontology annotation, cellular component: melanosome. The record is from RefSeq and is a predicted model, not a curated record.
AUGAUCCUGGAGACCCAGGAUGGAGUCCCACAACAGGCUCCCUGCAUGGAGCCUGCUUGUCCUUCUGCCUGUGUCUCCACCUCUCUCUCUCUCUCUCUCUCUGUCUCUAAUGAAUAAAUAAAUAAAAUAUUAAAAAAAAGAACAACAUUUAGCCUCCAUCUUGCCAUGGUUGCAAGUGAUAAAUGAUGUGGAGCUGGGAUUGAGCCCACAGCCCUGUGCUGCCUGGCAACAGCUGGUACCCUGUAAUGUUGGCUUUUCAUCAUGGGUCUUUAUCCCAUCUCUCCAACUAAGUCAAGGUGUUAGGAAGCUCCUCUUACUCUCUAUCCUUCCAUAGCCAGCCUGUCAAUGAGCACGUACUGAUAAGUUCCUUCAGCUUCAUAACGUAGCCAGAAUAGGACACACUUAGGUGUCGCAACACAUUUAAAAAAUUAAUAUACUUCGGGCAGUCUAGGUGGCUCAGCGGUUUCGUGCCAACUUCAGCCCAGGGCAUGAUCCUGGAGACCCGGGAUCGAGUCCUGCAUCGGGCUCCCUGCAGGGAGCUGGCUUCUCCCUCUGCCUGUGUCUUUGCCUCUCUCUCUCCUCUCUCUCUCUCUUUGUGUCUCUCAUGAAUAAAUAAAAUCUAAAAAAAAAUGAAUGCCCAUGAGAAUGGACACUUGAGAAAAUAAACUCUUGCUCUUCCUCCUCACCCCUGCAAACCUGCUCCCCCCACACUCCUCUCUAUCUCCAUCAAUGGCAAGUGAACCUUCGUAGCUUGUCAACCUGAAACCUUAGAGUCACUCCUUCCUUUUUUUUCACACCCUAUUUCCAAUCCUUUGGCAAAUCUCGUUGGUUCUAUCUUCGAAUUCCAUCCAGAGUCCAUACCACCUCUACCGCGACCUCCCUGGUCUGUCCCCUGAAUCUUUAGAAUAGCCUCUGUUCGCAUCCCUUGAACAGCCUCUGCACUCAGUUUCUUCUCAAGAUAGCAGCUAAUGGAGCCCUUUGCCAUCUAGAUAGAUCACAUCGCUCCCUCCACUCAAAAACUUCCAAAUCUGAGCUUAACUCAGAGCAAAGUCCAGCAUCCUUGCAAAGUCCUACCAGGUCUCACGUUCCAUCAUUUCCUAUUACUUUCUCCUGGCCCCCUUUCUCUCCAGAGUCCCUAGAAUUCUCCUUUUCAUGGGAUUUUGCACAGUCUCACUCUCCCUGAAAUGCUCUUCCCUCGCGAUAUCAUAGCUAAGCUUGCUCAUCUCCUUCAAGUAUUGGCUUAAAUGUCACAAUAUUAGGAGGCUUCCUGUGACCACUCCAUUUAAGUGUAGGCACCAUCCCUCUCCCCAGGACACACUCACAUGCGCACACACACAGACACACACACACACCCCUCUCUGGCACUUCUUGUCUCCUUCCCUGCCUUAUUUUUCUCCAUAGCCUGCAUUACCGUCUAACACACUAAAGAACACACUUGGUUUGCUUGUCUAACUCUCCUAGAAUGUUUGCCCCAAAUGAAUAGGGAUUUUUGUUUCUCUUGUUCACCGCUGUUUCCCCCAGAGCCUAGCACAAAUCUGGCACAUAACAGAUGCUUAUUAAGUAUUUGUUGAAUAAAUCAGUUUGGCAAAGAUGAAAAAUUAGAUGGUACCGAUUGGUGGGGGGAUAGGGAAAUAGCUACUUUCAUAUGUUGCUGGUCAGAGUACAAAUUGCAAUCGCCUCCCCAGAGAGCAAACUGGCAAGAUGCAUUAAAAUUUAAAAAGGCAUCUUACCAAGACCCAGCAUUUAGCUGCCAAGCAUUUACUCAAUAGAUGUACAUGUCCAAACACAUGAUUCAAGGAUGCUCAUUGCUGCAUUAUUUUAAUGACAAAAGGCCAGAAUGAACUGAAAUGUCGGUAGAUGGGGGGGUCUGAUGGAAUAACAUAUGGGCAUCCGUAUGACUGCAUAAUAGAAAACUUGAAAUGACAGAGGAAGAUACCCACUUAUUGCUGUGGGACAGUCUCCAGGAUCUACUGAGUGGAACAAGCCAGGGUGCAAAUGUGUGCAGUGCACCACUGUUUGGAAAAAAAAGGGGGGGGGAUGUAAGCCCAGUACUUCCAAGUUCUACAAGCAUACAUAUAUACAUGAGUACCUAAAUAGCCCUGGAUAAUGGCAAGAAACUAAUGCUAAAGGUGGCCUGUUCUGAGGGGUCUAUUUUUUUUUUUUCUUAAGAUUUUGUUUAUUUAUUCCCGAGAGACACACAGAGAGAGGCCGAGACACAGGCAGGGGGAGACGCAGGCUCCCUGUGGGGAGCCUCAUGCGGGACUUGAUCCUGAGACCCCGGGGUCACGCCCUGAGCCAGAGGCAGAUGCUCAACCACAGAGCCACCCAGGCGUCCCUCCGAGGGAGUUAUUUAAGGGCUCGGGGGUUUGAAAACGACUAAAAAAAGAAAAGAAAAGAAAAAAAAAAAAAAAACCAUGGUGAAUAUAGUACUUGGAAAAAACCCGCUUCUGGGGGCGUCUGGCUGGCUCAGCCGGCGGAGCGUGGGCCUCUCGAUCCGGGUUUGGGUUUGGGCCCCCGGUUGGCGUGGAGAGGACUUAAAAAAUAAUAAUAAUAAUAAAAAAACUGUGAAAGGAAAGCAAGCCCUCGGUGCCGUCCUGCUUUUACCCCGCGGGGCUGGCCCGGUGGAGAAGGAAAGAACGGCCUCCACGGCGCUGGGGGCGGGGUGGGAGGAGGGCCUUAGGGCCUUUCCUUCCCGGGGAGCCAAGCCAAUAAAACGUAUGAAUGGAUGCGGCCCAGCCUCGUGCUGCGUGACCCCCCCCCGCCCCCCGGGCCGCCCGGCCGAGGUGCCCGCCGCCUGCAGUGCCCGCUUCCUCCUUAGGGCAGCAGCCGCGCGGCGCGGGACGCCGCCCCCCCGCCCCCCCCCCGCACCUGCGUCCGGGGAGUUAAAGACCCGGGGAGACGCGGCCCUAACGAGGCCCGGGGGCGGGAGGCGCGCGGCCGCGCAGCUCUGGCCGAGGGGACGUCCCGGCCUCGCCCGCGUCCCCGCCGCGGCGUGAUGCGCUCGGAGCCGGCCCCGCACCUGCACGCCGCCCCGCACCUGGACGCUGCCCCGCACCUGGACGCCGCCCUGCACCUGCACGCCGCCCCGCACCUGCACGCCGCCCCGCUCCGGCCGCUCCGCCCGCGGGGCUCGUCGCCGCGCAUGGGGCCGCGGGGCUGGCUGAGGACCGUGUGCUGCUGCUGCCCGUGCAGGUGCCUGGAGGAGCCCGGCGCGCCGGAGAAGGAGCCCCUGGUCCGUGAUGGCAAUCCAUAUUCUUCUUUUGGAGCAACUCUGGCGAGAGAUGAUGAAAAGAAUUUGUGGAGCAUGCCCCACGAUGUGUCCCACACAGAGGCAGACGACGACAGGAUCCUGUACAAUUUGAUAGUCGUUCGAAAUCAGCAGGCCAAAGACUCAGAGGAGUGGCAAAAGCUCAACUAUGAUAUCUACACCCUGCGACAGAUUCGAAGGGAAGUGAGAAAUAGAUGGAAACGCAUUUUAGAAGAUUUAGGUUUUCAAAAGGAAGCAGAUUCUUUGUUGUCAGUGACAAAACUCAGCACCAUCAGUGAUUCUAAAAACACAAGGAAAGCUCGGGAGAUAUUGUUAAAACUGGCCGAAGAAACCAAUAUUUUUCCAACAAGCUGGGAGCUCUCAGAGAGAUACCUCUUUGUCGUGGACCGUCUCAUUGCUCUUGACGCAGCAGAAGAGUUCUUUAAAAUUGCCAGUCGAACUUAUCCCAAGAAGCCUGGAAUCCCAUGCCUGGUAGAUGGCCAGAAAGAACUGCACUACCUUCCACUUCCAAGUCCCUAAAGGAGAGUCCAGGGGGCAGAAUUGGGAUCCCCCCCACUGGCACUCAGCAGCCAACCCAAGUUGGACAAAUGCAUAUGGAAGACAGUAAGCAAGUGGAGGCCUAGCUAAGUGAAAAAGGAGUCUAAAUCCUAUAAAAAAAAAAAAAAACGAGGGGUUUGGAUAUUUGGUCUUCAAGGGGAUGUUACUGUAAGAAAUACUUGGGUUGCAGUGAAACACCCUGGUGAUCUUGUAUCCGGGAGCUGGUCAGUGGGAUCUUUCCUACUGGGCGAUUAGAUUUCAAGAACCCAUGGUCCCCAUUUUGGUUUCGAUUAUACAAUAAGCCUAUUGGGAGAAUGGGUUCUUCUAGUUAAACAAACAAUAAGGUUGACAGAGCUAUCACUGAGCCCAAAUAUAGAUUACCGAAUUUUAAAUGAUUGUUCUAGGACGUAGGCUUAUCCCAAAAUAAUACCAGGCAUCCUGCGACCUUUCUUCGAUCUGGAAAAUCCUUCAGAACCUUGCAGGUGUCAGAGGCAUCAUCUCGAGUAUAAGUCAUGACUAUUCAGAGGUUCAGAUGUCGCAGAUAAUAGAAAUAUCUAGCAGUACUUCACAGAAGGGAGUUCCAGAUAGAUCGACGGCAGACGGAACUCCCUGAAGCUACAUGUUAAAAAGCUCUGUCUUCAGUGGUGGGACAGGCUCUCAAAUUCUCCACAUUAUCAAUACCUGGUUACCUCAUUUUUGCAUAUCGUCCAUUUCUAGACCACAGGCAGGCCCUUGGUAUGUUAUCUGGGAGAGCAUCUCCAAACUGCAAUGUUGGACCUCCACUUCCUUCUCUUCUCUUUAAUCUGCUUCUGGCCCAUGAGCCAAGAGUUGCACCUGCCCAGCGACCUGCAGUGCAGACUUGCAGCUCUGCGUGUGCGGGCAGCGUUGCGCAGAGAAGGUCAUUACUGGACUCUCUUCCAUUUGGAAGAGGAUUUUCAAGACGGAGCAAUGCUGCCAAUACAGUUCGCUUCUAGCCACAGACGGGGAAGUCCAGCCUCAGAAGUUAACUUGCCACUUGAGCAAGGAGCUUGCCAGGAAGAAAAUCAUGGUUUGUAUCAUCGAAAAGACUUCCAGGGCCUGUCAGGUGUGUAGGUAGAUUGCUGAGAACACCGGCAAUAUUUUUACUUCUACAGACUCUGCUCUUCUCUCUUCAGGUAAAAAGUAACUUGUGUUUAGUUUGUCCAGGGGACUGUGACUUGAAAACUGCUGGCCAGCUCUUAUGGUAGUGUACACAAUGUUUGAAAUAUUUGUUAGGGGAGAUAUGUGUUCUCCAUUUAUUGAUGCAUUGCAGACCAAUUUAACUGACCUUUUUCAGGAAAAUUCUUUCUAGUAUAGUAAGGAAGCUGAAAGUUUUAUUUUUUAUAUUUAAUGCUUAACCUCCCUCUCAUAUUGUUAAAAAUUAGCCUGCAGGUAAUUCCCCUCACUUCUGUAGGCUCUUGCGAGAUACCCGUACAAAGAGUGAAACAAGUAAACAAAAACAAAAACAGACAAAAAAAUAAACAACAGAUCUUUGAAAUUCG